AGCACUGAAGACAAAAACAAGAUGGCGCGCCCGGAGCUGUUGCCGGCAGCAGGGCUCCUGCUGCGGUUGUCGAGAAAAAGUGUACAGGACGUCCGACUGCUCUGCUUUCCUGAAGUGCUUUCGGGCGCCAGAUUGUCUACUUUUCCAGCAACGCCUGUAUUGAAGGGGCUCGACGAAUGUGCAUUGCCUGGUCCGUCCACCAGUCUAGCAUUGAUAUCAGGACUCUGGAUGCACUAUCUAAGAGAAGGGGGUCACUGUAUGCAAUGCUUGCAUGAUGAAGAAUGUGGUCCCGCUUUUAGCACUGGUUCUCACCUUUUUUGGCGUAGCCGUCGAGGGUCGCAUGUGGAUUGGGCAGCCGGAUGAUUUGCCUGGCUGGUUGGGCGAAGUCAGUACCCAAACGGCAAAGCAGUUGCGGGGAGAAGUGAUUCAGCAGGUGGUCCCUAAACCAGGCUGGAGCGUCAAUCCUUCGCAGAUAGAGCACCUGUCCUGGAAUCCCAGAGCAUGGCUCUACCACAACUUCCUCACGGAUGAAGAGUGCGACCACCUGGUUGCCAUGGCGCGCGACAAGCUGGAGCACUCAACGGUGGUGGACAACGACUCGGGGCAGGGCGUCUCGAGCGAAGUCCGCACAAGCUCCGGAAUGUUUGUGCUGAGGGCGCAGGAUGCGGUGGUUGCGGGUAUUGAAGACAAAAUCGCGGCCUGGACAUUCCUGCCAGUAGAGAAUGGGGAGGCGCUCCAGAUUCUACGCUAUCAACAUGGUCAGAAGUACGAUCCACACCACGACUUUUUCAGCGACAAAGUCAACAUCCAGCGGGGGGGGCAUCGCAUUGCUACGGUGCUCAUGUAUCUGAACACGGUCGGAAAGGGGGGGGAGACGGUGUUCCCAACGGCAACCCCACACCCGCGGCAAAAGGACGGCACGUGGUCAGAGUGCGCACAGAAGGGGCUCGCGGUGAAACCAAGGAAAGGAGACGCGCUCCUUUUCUUCAGUCUCCACCCGGAUGCGUCUACCGACCCGAGCAGCCUGCACGGGGCGUGCCCCGUCGAGAAGGGCGAGAAGUGGUCUGCGCCCAAGUGGAUACACGUGGCAGAUUUUGACGGACCAAAGGUGGUUCCGGGUCAGUGUGCGGACCUAGACGGUCGUUGCCCCGGCUGGGCUGCGACAGGCGAGUGCACGAAGAACCCAGGGUACAUGGUGGGAAGCACCGGCCACUGCAGAAAGAGCUGCAGAGUAUGCUGACACGGUGGUAUGAAACAAAUUGAUCCGUUUACAAGCGACUCCCCACGGGGGCCAUUUGCAAAAAGAAUCGCUUGUAAGGAGAGCUCUAAAUGUAGUGUAGAUGCCCUCUUAAAGGUGGCACGAAAGAAUGAUACUGAUCAAAUACAUUUAUAUGGCGCUUGUCAGCAAAUAUACAGAACUCCAUCACAAUAGCCGGUCGAGAAUUGGCCUAACUGUACAGUUCUACAUGCAUGCAGAAGACCAAUACUGUGGCAGUAACUGGUAUAGUCAAGGUAUGCAACUUGUCGGAG
This is a messenger RNA of Klebsormidium nitens, 1530 nucleotides long. The record is from the annotation of a GenBank genome assembly. NCBI's taxonomy places the organism in Eukaryota, Viridiplantae, Streptophyta, Klebsormidiophyceae, Klebsormidiales, Klebsormidiaceae.